This is a messenger RNA of Soboliphyme baturini, 1194 nucleotides long. The record is from the annotation of a GenBank genome assembly. Lineage: Eukaryota; Metazoa; Nematoda; Enoplea; Dioctophymatida; Soboliphymatidae.
AUGCUGUUGAACGUGUUGCAUUUGGUAGUGGCUGCGUUAGGAAAUCACGUCGGUCCUUUGGCCACUGCCGCCCCGCUUAGUCAAUCAGUCGACUUUCGUGCUCGGUAUGCGACAAUUUCCAAUUUCUGCAGAGCUAACAAUGCGACUGGACUCAGUGCGGUGCAGUACGGCGUUCUGCGGCUCGUAACCCUGGUUUUAGCGGAACUGGUAUUUGACGAUGAAGCGGGACUAUUCAAAGGAAACCGUCAUGCUGCGUGGAGGUGCAAUUUUUUCAGGGAUAAUCAAUCGUGGCUAGCCAUAGCGGAAGAGAACUCCACCGUGACCUAUACUCAUUUUUGCCGGCGAUGGCUUCAGCGAUGCCCCGAAGUCGUACACCGGCUGAUCACUCAGUCCGCUCGAAGUCGUCCUGAUGCGCUAGGACAAAAUUCAUCGCUUAGCUCGACUGAAACGGCCGUGACUAUUUUCCCCAAGGCUGCCACCUUGAAAAUACCCGAAGCACACGUGGUCUUGACGAAGCCGUUGGUGGUCGAAAUUCGCCUGUACUCUGAAUCGUGCAUCGAAAGAACGUUAUUGAAAACUUUCAGCGAUAUUUCACUGCAACUGCUAAGACUGACAAAGGACCAUAUGCAUUUUACACACUCACAGGAGUUCGUGACCGUUCAUUCGGUUAGAAUGACGCUGGUCGAAAAUGCGUCACAGCUGGCCACUCUCGACUGCCAUCUUUUCGAUCGAGAAGCUCUCUAUAAGGUUCAAUUAUCAGGUAUUACUACGACGGUGGCCAACGCAUCGUCUUUCGCCAUUGCCGCCAGCAACGUCAUGAAUACUACGUGGUCACCGGUGUAUGAAGUAAAAAUGCCCAACGACCGAAUUUUCCCUUGCCCCGUAUCCGGCAUUGCGGUCAGCUUCACGAAGCCAUCUUGUGUCACCGACCGCCAUCGCAUAAGGCUCUAUGCUGUCGUACCGAAAAAGUACUAUACGGUGCAUAUCGUACCGGAAACGGUGUACGUCGCUGAGCGAAAGAUUCGCCACAAUCAGGCGGUUGUGCACUUUGACUGUGACGACUUUGACCUAAUCUACCCUGAGUACUGCUUCACGUACGUAACGGUGCUCGAUGAUGGCGCCGUCGACGAGCAUUCCACCCAGUGUGUCCCCACCGAACGCAAAAAGUGUAAGUAUGUUCGUCGAAUUUCUUGA